UUUAAAGUAUAUUUCUAGGUAUGGGGUUGAGUUUGAGAACGAGAAGGAUGUUUACAACUUCGAGGAUUAUAGAAACCUCAGUAACCUCGAGGCUCAUAGGAACAACAAGAACAAUGAUGAACUCUUGUCUCUCAGUAUCCGUUGUAUAAUCUGCCUGGUUCUACUCCGCUAUGGAGAAUAUUUUGGUAAUAAAGAAACCCCCUAUGGAGCUACCAUGUCUAAAACAGAAGAAAAAGUGGGGAAAAUAAUAUUCCGGCUUCAGGAGGGUAUACAGUACAACCUGCAUACUGUUGAUGGUGUUCAGGAGGCCCAACAGAUGACGGGUAUAUCUACUCCAGUCCUUACUGAGAUUGGAAGUGCUGUAUUCCCAACCCUGCUUCUACUGAACCACUCGUGUGAGCCUAAUACCAUCAGGAUCAGUGGGUUCGGGAACCAGGUCGUUAUGGUGGCAAAAAGAAAGAUAAAGAAGGGUCAGGAGAUUACAGACAACUACGGUAUCCAUCAUCUCAGUUUACCAUUUGAGGAGCGGCAAGAGUGUUUGAAGAGAGGAUUUUCGUUUUCUUGCUGCUGUGAAGCUUGUGCUAAAGACUAUCCACGAAUGAAAAGUUUAAGGUCUCAGCUUCCAGAAUCGGUUGAAGAUAAAUUUGAUAUAAUGAGAGAUGAUCUUAAGGACAAAUUCAAGAAAGGAGAUCACAAUGCAUGCUUUAGAAUGAGCAAAGAAAUGAUCCAGCUUUUAGAGAAAAAUAAUGUGGUUUAUCCACACAGGAGUUACGAGCAGGCCGCCCUUUGUCUCACGUCAUGCUUGUGGACAUUAUAUGGAAACAGAGUCUAAAUAAUUCAUAAAUAAUAAGAAAGUACAUAAUUAUUGUAACAAUAAAUUAAAGUGACGGCCUCCCUUAUAAAAGAGUGGCAUUGAUGAUUGAAAAUGGUGACCUAAGCAUUGUUCAUUCAUUCAUUGAUUGUUUGUUGUGCAUCCUAAUUAGCUGUAUGACCUGGAUUACUGAAAAGCUCAAAAUAACGGGAUUUGCAUCAAAGAAGUUUGAGAAAAUGGGCAAAAUUUGUUUAUAAUCCUGAAGAUUCAUUGAUAAAAUCCAGUUAGCAAUUCCUGUAAUAAUUAAAUUGUUUUUACUUUUACAUACAUUUAUAUCGUUAGUGUUUUUUUAAUAUUAUCAAAUAGUUAAUUUGAUUUGAAGUUUAGAAGAUAAUAAAUUAUAACUACAAUA
Eurytemora carolleeae is the source of this 1223-nucleotide messenger RNA. RefSeq names its product N-lysine methyltransferase SMYD2. The transcript is spliced from 9 exons. Gene Ontology annotation, molecular function: protein binding. Bases 215 to 832 code for a protein of 205 amino acids. The record is from RefSeq and is a predicted model, not a curated record. NCBI's taxonomy places the organism in Eukaryota, Metazoa, Arthropoda, Copepoda, Calanoida, Temoridae.